This is a messenger RNA of Prionailurus viverrinus (fishing cat), 1344 nucleotides long. RefSeq names its product KH domain containing 3 like, subcortical maternal complex member (gene KHDC3L). The record is from RefSeq and is a predicted model, not a curated record. The coding region runs from base 1 to 1344 and encodes 447 amino acids. Gene Ontology annotation, cellular component: protein-containing complex; apical cortex. Lineage: Eukaryota; Metazoa; Chordata; Mammalia; Carnivora; Felidae. The transcript is spliced from 4 exons. Gene Ontology annotation, molecular function: RNA binding.
AUGGCCACUCCUAAGCGGUUUCCGACGCUCGUACAGCUGGAACAGAGAGAAGGGACGCUAUUCGAGGUGCUCGGUAACCUCACCAAGCGACCCUAUUGGUUCCACUCAGAGUACCUGAAGAGUCCGAAGGCUGUUCACCUCGAGGCGUGGCUGGUGGAGGCGAUCUUCGGUCGGGGAGGAGAGCACAUACCACACGUCGAGUGUGUGUCACAGACCCUGCUUCACGUUAAUCAUUGGGACCCCGAGGGCGAGGCUGAGAUCUUGAUAUUUGGUCGGCCCUAUUACCAGAAAGAUGUAUCCAAGAUGAUCAUGAAUUUGGCUGACUAUCAUCGCCAACUCCGGGCACAAAGCUCAGAGAAGGCCCCUGCCCAGGAUGUAGGGACGCAGCGGUCCCCCGACGCUGUCCCGGAGGCGGAGACCCAGAGCUCUCCAAAGUCUGUCCGGGAGGCGGCGACCCAGCGGUCCGACGACGCAGCUCCGCAGGUGGCGAGCCAGAGCUCUCCGAAGUCUGUUCAAGAGGCGGCGACCCAGAGAUCCCCCCACGCUGCCCGAGAGGUGGCGACCCAGAGCUCUCCGAAGGCUGUCCGGGAGGCGGCGACCCAGCAGGACCCCAAUGCUGUCCGGGAAGCGGCGACCCAGCAGGACCCCAAUGCUGCCCAGGAGGUGGCAACCCAGAGCUCUCCGAAGGCUGUCCGAGAGGCGGCGACCCAGCAGGACCCCGGCGCUGUCCGGGAGGCGGCGACCCAGCAGGACCCCGGCGCUGUCCGCGAGGCGGCGACCCAGCGUUCCCCCGGCGCUGUCCGCGAGGCGGCGACCCAACAGGACCCCGGCGCUGUCCGCGAGGCGGCGACCCAGCAGGACCCCGGCGCUGUCCGCGAGGUAGCGACCCAGCGUUCCCCCGGCGCUGUCCGCGAGGCGGCGACCCAGCAGGACCCCGGCGCUGUCCGCGAGGUAGCGACCCAGCGUUCCCCCGGCGCUGUCCGCGAGGCGGCGACCCAGCAGGACCCCGGCGCUGUCCGCGAGGUAGCGACCCAGCGUUCCCCCGGCGCUGUCCGCGAGGCGGCGACCCAGCAGGACCCCAGCGCUGUCCGGGAGGCGGCGACCCAGCGUUCCCCCGGCGCUGUCCGGGAGGCGGCGACCCAGCAGGACCCCGGCGCUGUCCGGGAGGCGGCGACCCAGCAGGACCCCGGCGCUGUCCGGGAGGCGGCGACCCAGCAGGACCCCGGCGCUGUCCGCGAGGCGGCGACCCAGCAGGACCCCGGCGCUGUCCGCGAGGCGGCGACCCAGCAGGACCCCGGCGCGGUCGGCGAGGCGGCAACCCAGCGCUCCCUGGAUGCUACCUAG